AUGACCUCUGAAUGGGAAGAAGCACAUAUGCUCUUCACCGCAGAGCCUCCGGACAGCAUGGAGAAGUCUUCCGAUGACCACCGCGGCCUCCCGGCCAGGUCCAGGGUGGCGCCCGGGAGAGAGAGGCAGAGCGGAGCCUCCGCGACCCCCAGAGGUCACAGGCCAAGGUCAUCGAAGGCAGGCCGGGUCCCCGGGGGGUCGGCGGCGGCGAGGACGGAGAGGCUGCGGAAAGAGAAGGUGGAGACAGGCCAGGUGAAGGAGAAGGUGGAGACAGGCCAGGUGAAGGAGAAGGUGAGGACCACUGUGGUGGACAUCGACGGCGUGAGAGACGAGGAGGUCAAAGAGGUCAACGGGGAAGACGAGGGGCUCCUGGAAGCAGCCGAGCAGGAGGAAGCUCUGCAGCAGGAGAACCUGGCCGUGUGUGAGUGGCUGCUGAUGGUGCUGGUCCUGGCUCUGGUUCUCCUCCUCCUCCCUCUCUCCAUCUGGUUCUGUGUCAAAGUGGUGAGGCAGCACGAGAGAGCGGUGGUCUUCCGGCUGGGUCACCUGCUGCGUGGACGCCCCCGAGGACCAGGCCUCCUCUUCUUCCUCCCGCUUCUCGAUGUGUGUCACAAGGUCGACAUUCGACUGACGCUGCUGAAGGUUCCUCCUCACACGGUGGUGACUCGGGACCUGGUGCGGCUGGAGCUCAGCGCCGUGUGCUACUACCGGGUGGAGGACGUGGCUCGGUGCAGCGUGGCUCUGCGCAGCCUGACCUCGGCGCUGCAGGCCGCGGUCCAGGCGGCGCUCAGAGACGAGGCGGCCCGCCACACGCUGGCCCACCUGCUGCAGAACCGCCGGAGCGUCGGACUGAAGGUGCGAGAGGACGUGGACUCCGCCGCCGGCCCCUGGGGCGUCAAAGUAGAGCGAGCAGAGAUAGACGAGCUCGGCCUGCCUGAGGAGCUCCAGCUGAGUCUGACCUUGCAGGCUGCAGCCGAGAGACGCCACCAGGUCAGAGUGAGAUCGGCAGAAGAGGAGCUUGACGCCUGGGAGGGGUUCAGGGCUUCUCUCCGUCUCCUCCGCCCGGCCCUGGUGACCCCUGACCUCUCAUCCCCGCCUCCCCCCCCUCCUCCUCCUCCACCUCCUCCCCCCGCCGUGGAGGGAGAGGGAGGGGCGACCGACGGGGAACCGGACACCGACUCUCCGAUGAUGUGA
This is a messenger RNA of Pseudoliparis swirei, 1191 nucleotides long. It is a transcript of the gene nphs2, whose product is annotated as NPHS2 stomatin family member, podocin. Gene Ontology annotation, cellular component: plasma membrane. The transcript is spliced from 7 exons. Bases 1 to 1191 code for a protein of 396 amino acids. The record is from RefSeq and is a predicted model, not a curated record. NCBI's taxonomy places the organism in Eukaryota, Metazoa, Chordata, Actinopteri, Perciformes, Liparidae.